This is a messenger RNA of Cuscuta campestris, 657 nucleotides long. NCBI's taxonomy places the organism in Eukaryota, Viridiplantae, Streptophyta, Magnoliopsida, Solanales, Convolvulaceae. The record is from the annotation of a GenBank genome assembly.
AGUUCUUCACGGCGAUGAAGAAGGACGGCUCCUACCGAACCCGGGACCAACUCACUUCCAAAUGGAGCCACAUCAACAAAAAAGUCCGAAAGUUUAUGGGAGUUUACGAGGGAUGCUCCCGGUCCCGGAGGAGCGGCACGAACGACGCCGAUGUUCUCCGGCUUGCCACGACCCGGUAUCAAGAUGACGGGAACCAAGGCAAGGUGCCCAUCGAUCUUUGGAGGAUUUUGAGUCGUUCCCUGACGGCGGAUCGUUACAGAAAAGAUCCACCGUCGACGCCGAGGUUGAGGUCGACGAGACUAUCGGUUCUAGCGAUCAAAUCCCUCCCUUCAACGUUGCGGAUUCCGAUGACGAGGACCCCAUUCCACGACCGAUCGGAAGAAAGAAGGCAAAAUCCAUUGCCUCGGGUUCGGGAGGGUCCGCCUCUGUUUCCGCUUCUCCCCGCGACGAAAUCGGCCGGGCAAUGAUUGAACAACUUCGGGCGUUCAAUCUACAAGAACAAGAGAGGUUGAAGCUAAAGGAGAAGGAAUUGAAGCUAAAGGAGCAGGAGGCUGAGAUGAAAGUCAUGCAAACCGACCCCGGGACGUUGUCGGAGUUUGGACGAAUGAUCAAUGAGCAAAGAAUGAGAGAGAUCGAGAAGAAAUAUAAUUUACCUUA